Molecule: messenger RNA, 1242 nt
Organism: Aspergillus melleus
Lineage: Eukaryota; Fungi; Ascomycota; Eurotiomycetes; Eurotiales; Aspergillaceae
Exons: 5
Coding region: 1-1242 (413 amino acids)
Source: RefSeq, a predicted model, not a curated record
AUGGCCGACGCUUCAAAUGCUGGCUAUGUGGCCUAUCCCGAAACGAAAGCGGGCGGUAAGGUAUGUGUGGACUCAGGAGAUGCCUGGAAUGUGGCUUUUGGGAGACACUUUGAUGCUGACUCUGCCGUUAUCGCCAGUUCAUCUCGAUCUCUUGAGGUUUCGCGGAAUGUUACACAAACCCAGCUGAUUUCCAACUUGGUGAUAAGGUGUCAAAGAUGCCAUCACCAAGGGUACUUGGUUUUCAUAUUCUCCAACCCUCGUGGCUCUGUAUCUGACAGGUGGUUUCUCGCAGGCCCCGUCGUUGAUAACAUCAAAUCCGAAGCAUCCCGUACCGGACAGGAAUUUCGCGAAUUGAGGAACACUCGGUCGACAACUCCAGUGACCACUGCGACCGGCCAACCCCUGACCCACUAUCACUCCCUGCUGUACAGCCUUCUGAGCUGGGAGCAACCCCGAGCCACCGCCGCUUCUUUUGCGACCGUCGUCACCUUCAUCUUUGCCGCCCGUUACCUGCCUCUCCUCCGCUGGGUUUUCAAAUUUACUUAUGUGGCUUUGGGAUUCACCACUGCCGCCGAAAUUGGUGGUCGAGUCUUGUUUUCGCAAGGCCUUGUCAAGAACUUCCGUCCCCGCAAAUACUACACCGUUCCUAAGGAGACCCUUGAAGGAGUGAUGGAAGAUAUCGAGCAGCUUCUUGACUUUGUCCUGCUCGAGUUCCAGCGCAUCCUGUUCGCCGAGAACAUUGUUCACACCGUUGCUGCUUUCUUUGCCGCGUUCUCUGCCUACUGGUUGAUCAAGUUCCUGCCUUUCUGGGGACUGUCGCUUCUUGCCGCCACUAUCGCUUACAUCGGACCCUUGGUUUACAUGAACAACCGUGAAGUUAUCGAUGCGCAGAUUGAGCACGUCCAGGGCAUCGUGGAGUCCCAUGCCCAUCAGCUGAAGGAUCUGGCCGAGGAGCGCGCUUUCCGCGCAACGGGCAUUGUCCAACAGUAUGUCACUGACUGCAGUGUCAAGGCGCAGGGGCUUCUUCCCGGCCAGCGCCGCUCUGUGUCGCCGGAAGUCGCCAAGGUUGCUCCCACUCCCGUUAUCAAGAAGGAGCCCGAGCCCGAGCCCGCGUUCACCUCUUCCGACUUCCCCGAAGCCCCCAAGACCGAGCCAGUGGCGGAAUCCGUCGAGCAGCCCAUUGAGCAGCCCGUCGAGCAGCCCCCUCAGUAUGCGGAGAAGGAACCUCUUCUAGCGGCGUAA